Molecule: messenger RNA, 306 nt
Organism: Kluyveromyces marxianus DMKU3-1042
Lineage: Eukaryota; Fungi; Ascomycota; Saccharomycetes; Saccharomycetales; Saccharomycetaceae
Gene: TIM13
Product: protein translocase subunit TIM13
Exons: 1
Coding region: 1-306 (101 amino acids)
Source: RefSeq, a predicted model, not a curated record
AUGGCAUUGACUUCUAUUUUCGGUGGUAGCUCUUCGUCUGCUCAACCUAAAGCAAACACAUCUACAAAUGAUGUUAAGACUCAACUAAAAUCUCAAAUCUCUCAAGAGCUUGCUGUUGCAAAUGCCACUGAGUUAGUGAACAAGGUCACUGAGAACUGUUUCGAAAAAUGUCUAAACGCUCCUUACACUACUACCCAAGAUAACUGCGUUGAUCAGUGUUUGGCAAAGUACAUGAGAAGUUGGAACGCUAUUUCAAAGGCUUACAUUGCUAGGAUCCAACAAGCUUCUGUUAAUGGAGAAAUCUAA